AGCCCCCAUUUUUCCCUACUCAAGUUUGGUCCCACAACCUCUCUCUCUCUCAUCUUUCUCUCUCUCUCUCUCUCUCUGCAAUCUUUGCACCUUCAUUCAUCAAUUUGAUACAUGGCGCCUGAUGUUUGCGAAGGUUUAAGGAAUUCUAGCAGGCAUGCGCUGAAGAAGGGGCCGUGGACGACGUCGGAGGACUUGCUGCUGCUGGAAUACGUGAAGAAGCACGGCGAGGGCAACUGGAACGCAGUUCAGAGGAAUUCUGGGCUCAUGCGAUGCGGCAAGAGCUGCCGCCUCCGCUGGGCCAACCAUUUGAGGCCCCAUCUCAAGAAAGGCGCCUUCUCCGUUGACGAGGAAAACCUCAUCGUCGAGCUCCAUGCCAAAAUGGGCAACAAAUGGGCUCGCAUGGCCUCUCAGCUUCCGGGAAGAACAGACAACGAGAUCAAGAACUACUGGAACACGAGGCUGAAGCGGCGGCAGCGCGCGGGGCUGCCGAUCUACCCUCACGAGAUCAUCGCGGAGCAAGGGCAGCAGCACCGCCGCAACAAUCCGCCGCAGCCUUCUCUCACCUCUCUCCACCGCCGGAAUCCGAAUCCGCUAAUCACAUUUGCUUCACCGAUGAUCGCCUCUUCGGAGAUCAAUCGCAGCGGUCCUCAUCUCUACGCCAACAAUCACCAGCUGAAGCUCUACCACGACGGCAUCAAUGGCGGCCUCACGCUGUCGCUGGACGCCUCGAAUUCGCUGAUGUCUUCAUCGACUUUCCUCAAUCAAGGGUUAGUAGUGAAUCAAUUGCCGAUCAAUUCGCUCGUUCAUCAAUACAAUUCGCUCAAUCCAGUCAGCUACGGAUUGGGGGCUCUAGGGCUGCCUUCAAUCCAAUCGGCGGCGGUACUGACUCCGGCGGCUUCGUCUAGCGAUUUUGUGGCGGCGGCAUCGAGCGACGGCGCUGAGGAUUUUGAGGUGGAGAGGAGGAGUAGAUCGAGCGGAAUGCUGGAGGAUUUAUUUGGGGAAUCUCAAGCUUUGGCGUAUCGUGGGAAAGGAGGUGGAAAUUUGCAUGAAGAAGGAGCAGAUUUUGGUGUCAGCCAUGGCGGUUCAAGCUCGCAUGAAAGCUAUGAAGGCGUGGAAGCAAAGGCUCCCAAAGACACGACUCAGAUGGAUGACGAACUGAUGAACCUUCUAGACAAUUUCCCGUUGUCCGUCCCAAUCCCGGAUUGGGACGGAGAAGAUGGAAGCGAAUCGCCAAGUUUGAACGAUGGUACAAGCAACACGAUGCAUAGUCAACCCAUUGCUUCAGAGUACAACCCGGUUGCAGACUCACUUGAGUCACCAAAUCAAGAUUGGCACUUUGGUUCUUGCCUUUGGAAUAACAUGCCUAGCAUUUACUAAUAUGAUUUCAUCGACGCUACCAAAUGCAUCAAUCUUCAAGAAUUGAGAAUAUAUAUACAAAGGCAAAAGAUUGAAAGAUUAAUUAUCUUAUAAAUAUGUGUUUAUAUGUUAAAUGAAUUUGAAGAGUGCGUAGUUUCAAAUAUUGUUGUGUGUUGGUUCAUGAAGAGUACUUCUUUCUUUAUGGGAUUUAAGGCAUAUUGUGUAAUAUUAGAAUUAAUGGACCACUUGAAUUGUUGUAAUCCAACAAACUAGCAUGAUUUUGCUUAUUUUGGUAGUGAGUGUAUUUUGAUUUUGUGUUUCUUUUAUAAA
Molecule: messenger RNA, 1686 nt
Organism: Salvia miltiorrhiza (redroot sage)
Lineage: Eukaryota; Viridiplantae; Streptophyta; Magnoliopsida; Lamiales; Lamiaceae
Product: transcription factor MYB101-like
Exons: 3
Coding region: 112-1377 (421 amino acids)
Source: RefSeq, a predicted model, not a curated record